Pseudovirgaria hyperparasitica is the source of this 1448-nucleotide messenger RNA. Its product is annotated as DUF706-domain-containing protein. The transcript has a single exon. Gene Ontology annotation, biological process: inositol catabolic process. Gene Ontology annotation, molecular function: iron ion binding; inositol oxygenase activity. Bases 238 to 1215 code for a protein of 325 amino acids. The record is from RefSeq and is a predicted model, not a curated record. Gene Ontology annotation, cellular component: cytoplasm. NCBI's taxonomy places the organism in Eukaryota, Fungi, Ascomycota, Dothideomycetes, Acrospermales, Acrospermaceae.
UGCUCGUGCUGGCUCCACCUGGGGCUGCUAGGAUGGAUUGUCUGCGGAUGUACGGGCUACAUAUACUCAAUGCUACGUUCAAAUCUAUUGUUUCUCCCCAGACCAUAGAAUUCCCAGUCUCUGUCUCUCUCCGCAAUUAAGCACCCAGAAUUAGCAAUCACUCUUCAUAUCUCGUGGGUUUGUUUUCUCGAAGUCCAAAUAAAUACAUUGUCGCAUACAUACACACACAUCUGCAUCAUGGCCCCUGGCGCUAUAUUCGAAGCUCCCAACGUUGCCGAGGAUUUCAACAGCCAUCGAGAUGGCCUCGCGCUAGAGGCUACAUCCGAUGCCAUUGACGAAGUCAACGUGCUCAAAGCUGCCAUGAAAGUCAAGCAAGGCAGCGCCACCCAGAAAGAAAAGGACAUCUACGAGCAAUCCCAGUUCGAUGCCGAGAAGGACAAGACGCAAUUCCGACAGUACGAGGAGGCAUGCGACCGGGUGAAGAACUUCUACCGUGAGCAACACGAGAAGCAGACCGUAGCAUACAACCUCAAAGCCCGCAACGACUUCCGGAGCAAGACACGCGCCGAAAUGACAAUCUGGCAGGCAAUGGAGAAGCUCAACACCCUCAUCGACGAGUCCGACCCGGACACUUCCCUCUCCCAAAUCGAACACCUCCUACAGGCCGCCGAAGCCAUCCGUCGCGACGGCAAACCCCGCUGGAUGCAACUCACAGGCUUGAUCCACGAUCUCGGCAAGCUGCUCUUCUUCUUUGGCGCCGAGGGCCAGUGGGACGUCGUUGGCGACACGUUCCCCGUCGGCUGUGCGUUCGACCGCAAGAUCAUCUACCCGGACACCUUCGCCGGCAACCCGGAUUCUCGAGACUCGAUCUACGCCACUGAGCAUGGCAUCUACACGCCUGGCUGCGGCCUCGACAAUGUGAUGCUGAGCUGGGGCCACGACGAGUAUCUGUACCACAUCGCAAAGGAGCAGAGCACGUUGCCGGACGAGGCGCUGGCCAUGAUCCGCUACCACUCCUUCUACCCGUGGCACAGCCAGGGCGCAUAUAUGUGGAUGAUGAAUGCGAAGGACAAGAGGAUGCUGGAGGCUGUGCGGGCGUUCAACCCCUACGAUCUGUACAGCAAGAGCGACGACGUGCCCAAGGCUGAGGAGUUGAAGCCCUACUACAUGGAGCUGAUUGACGAGUAUUUCCCGAAUAAGGUCAUCAAGUGGUAGGAGACACACUGAGAUACCGUUGUUUCUUGUAUCUUGUAAUUGUUCUUUAUUGUCAUUCUCCCUUUGGGUUUUUACUAGAUAGAGCAUAGGCUUGAUUUGCCUGUGUCCGGAAUACGGACAGGCUACGAAUAAUGACCAUGACACUUCCUCCUUGACUAUUGGACGCUGGUCUGUUUUGCAAAUGGUGAUUGAACCUAUGUAUGUGCAUAUCUGCCCAGCCACCUACACGCACG